Molecule: messenger RNA, 2035 nt
Organism: Arabidopsis thaliana (thale cress)
Lineage: Eukaryota; Viridiplantae; Streptophyta; Magnoliopsida; Brassicales; Brassicaceae
Product: transmembrane protein, putative (DUF247)
Exons: 2
Coding region: 226-1668 (480 amino acids)
Source: RefSeq, marked reviewed
CGAGACUGACUAGUCGCUUACAAAUUAUAAUUACCUUCCUCGCAAGAGUCAAGAAUAAAACAAAAACAAAAGACUUCUGAAAAAGAAAAAAGCAAAAAAAACGUAAACAAAAGACUUAAAGAUACUACAGCAGGAAUGAAGAUAAGAGCGCAGAACGCACGGUACAACUACUCCCGCCCUUGAUGAUCUGAAUCCAGGAAAACAGGAUCCAAGUGGGGUUGAAUUAUGGAGGAUGAGACGAGAUCAACGUCAUCACUUUCCGAUAUAGCUAUUAGUAUUAUCGACGAAGGUCCUCUUUCUCCAUUACGACAACGUAGUGAAAGAAGUGUUGUAUCUCAUAUCAAACGCAACUUACAGUCAUCGGGGAAACCACUGAUUCUUUUGGAAUCAGCUGGUAAGGCGUCCUGCUGCAUCUUCAGAAUCCCUGAUAGCCUCGCAGAGGUGAAUCCUAAAGCCUAUAAGCCCAAAGUUGUUUCCAUUGGUCCUUAUCAUUACGGAGAAAAUCACCUCCAAAUGAUUCAGCAGCACAAGUUUCGGUUUCUGGAGCUUUUCGUAGACAGGGCAACAAAGAAAGGAAUGGACGAAAACGUCUUGUAUGCGGCAGUAGGUGCUUUGCAACACAAGAUAAGAGCUUCUUAUUCUGAGGAACUUAGGAUAGAAAAAUCAGAACUGGUGUCUAUGAUGAUUUUGGAUGGGUGCUUCAUUCUCAUGUUGUUACUUAUCGUGUCAAGAAAGAUAGAUUUGGAUAUGAAUAAGGAUCCAAUCUUCACGAUCCCCUGGAUUUUGGCAUCUAUUCAGAGUGAUCUUCUCCUCUUGGAAAAUCAGGUCCCUUUCUUUGUUCUUCGAACUAUAUUUGAUAAAUCAGGAAUAGGGUCACCUGGUGAUCUAAACAGGAUGGCGUUUAGCUUCUUCAACCUCUCAAUAGAUAAACCAGAUACAUAUUGGGCGAAACACAGAGACCGCGGGGCUAAACAUCUUCUUGACCUCAACCGUAAGACCUUCAUACCUAGCAUGAGAUCUAUGGGUGAAUCAGAAACAACACCAUCCUCGAAAUUUCAACACUCUAAGGGUAAAUCCGGAGAAGUAUCAUCGUCAGAGUCUACAUUUCCGUUGAUACUGUCGGCCAAAAGACUUCGCCUCCAAGGGAUAAAGUUCAGGUUAAGGAGUGAUGCUGAAUCAAUAUUAGAUAUAAAAUUAAAGAAGAACAAGCUUCAGAUACCACUGUUAAGAUUGGAUGGUUUCAUCAGCUCAAUCUUCCUCAACUGUGUUGCCUUUGAACAGUUUUACACAGAGAGUACCAACGACAUAACAAGCUACGUGGUUUUCAUGGGAUGUCUUCUAAACGAUCAGGAAGAUGCUACUUUCUUGAACAACGACAAGCGGAUCAUAGAGAACUACUUUGGCAACGAGAAUGAGGUAUCACAGUUUUUCAAAACUAUAUGUAAAGAUGUUGUAUUUGACACACGUAGAAGUUACUUACGGAAUGUGUUUGAGGGAGUUAACGAGUACACCUCCAAAACGUACAAUGGAGUAUGGGCUGGCUUUAGGCACACGCACUUUGAGUCACCAUGGACUGCUCUGUCAUCCUUUGCUGUUGUUUUCGUUAUUCUUCUUACCAUGACGCAAGCCGCUUAUGCGAUUCGUUCCUACUAUCACGAUACAGAGUGAGAUGGAAACUCAGCUUCUCCAUAGGGGCUUCCUUCGGGAAAAUCACGUGAACUACUUGUUCUGUUUUAUCCGCUACAAAUGUCAUUCGCGCUUUAAUUAGACCCGCACAUACGUGCAGGAUUUCAUAUUUUUAAAAAUAUGGUGUAUUAAAUUUAUAUUCAAUUUAGUUUUUUCUAAAGUAGUAUUUAAUUUAUUUAUUUUUUUGGUUUGUAGUGAAUGAGAUAUAUCAUAAUAGUAUAGAUAUUAGAAAAUUAAUUGUUAUAUUAUGUGUUUAACAUAAACAAUGGUGCAAAAAAAAUUCAGUUUGAUUAGUUAUAAAAUUUGAAUAGAUUUAAUGUUUUAUUUACACCAUUUUACAGUUGUAAAG